GCCGUUUCCAACAGAGGUGGGUCAGAACUGUCAAAACCCUAGUUCGACUAUCCCAGGAACCGGUUACCCCAGGUGACGGCCCUAGGCAGGCCCGCCGGUCCUUGGAUACCUCUCUUGGUGGUUUGGCUUGUUUGGCGCUUUCUUCCCGAAGAGGUACUGAAUCCCUGGCCCAGCUGUCUGGCUGUGGAGUGGCGGCCUCGACCCUACAGGUCUGACUGACCUCAUUUGAUUGGAUGCCGGUUCGGCCAAACCAGCACUCGGUCAACAAGGACUGGGCCAUACUGGGCCCAUACUGGGGAAGGAGGUUAAAGCAUGUUGCUUCCAAGACCAGGUUCUUUGUCCGUGCCUUCCAUGUUCCUGUGCGAGCAUUGGAUGUUAGCUCAAGGCGUCCGAUGUUGGGAACAGGUCGUUAAUUUUAAACUGCUGGAGCAGGACCGCGAUCGAGCGAGCGGCGAAGGUGAAGUGAUGGCAAGGGACCGAGGAUGGUGGCAUACGAACAAACACCUUUCAUGCAUCGUUUUCAGGGCAUAUCACCUAUGCUCGUCAUCCGGCUCCAGCAUCGUUUGGUGCCCCUCGAAGCGAGCUUGGGCUUUCGUCAUUCGAACGAAAGCAUCGAUGGCUGAGGGAGAUUGAUGGGCCGGGCUGGGACUGAAGAAGAAGGGGAAGAAGAAGAAGACAGGCUACACCCUAGGAUUCCAACCGCCUUUGAUGCCACUUUGCAGAACAUUCAUCGUUUUACUGUUUUUAACUAUAAGGACCCUAUCUAGAUUACAAAGCCAGGUCAACCGAACUCUUCUCAUGGUCUUGGAAGGCUUUACAGCGGCGUGUGUGCCAUGCCAUGUCUUGCUGAUAGGGGAAUUGGAGGUGAUGUGGGGGGCUUCUGUACACUCCCUGAAGUAAUCAUGGAUGUAUAUUUGUGGGAAAUUAUGGAAUUGGAGUUCACC
Durusdinium trenchii is the source of this 944-nucleotide messenger RNA. Lineage: Eukaryota; Dinophyceae; Suessiales; Symbiodiniaceae. The record is from the annotation of a GenBank genome assembly.